Messenger RNA from Caenorhabditis remanei, 1371 nucleotides. RefSeq lists its product as uncharacterized. The transcript is spliced from 7 exons. The record is from RefSeq and is a predicted model, not a curated record. Lineage: Eukaryota; Metazoa; Nematoda; Chromadorea; Rhabditida; Rhabditidae. The coding region runs from base 1 to 1371 and encodes 456 amino acids.
AUGACAACUAGCUUGUUGAGCCGUAUGCAAAUUGACAGAAACCUGCGUCGAUCUACAGAACACGUCGAGAUAGUUCCACAAGAGACAUGCGUUCAUCAUGAGUCGUGGGCGGCAAUCGCCGGAAAUGAAACCGGCGAUUGCCGCCCGAAAACGCCUGUUUUAACAGCCCUACUUCGGUAUACCGGAUUGUUCUCGAAAAGGGGUUCAAAGAGAAGAACUGCGAAAGAGGCAAAGAAAAGUAGUCGUGGAACCAAGUCCAAGACAAAAGGCACCGAGAAGGGCACUGAUAAGAAGUCGUCGAACACAAAGUACAGUAAGCGAAGAUCUAGUCGUCAGAAGAGUACACGUGGAUCUUCGAAUACUCACACGAGAUCGAAGAGUCACCCACCGACUCCGGAGAAGGAGAGAGAGGGGAGGAAGAGGGAAAAGAAGGAGGAUUCGGGUGGCGGUGGGAAGGAUGAUAAAGGAAGUCAGGUAAUUCUCGCCUCCAACCAACCCGCCAAACCUCGCUGUGUCCGAAUCGGAAGCCGCGAAGUGGACGAUGAAACCGUCGAGCGAGUCUUCGAGAAGUUCACAAAAGAACGAAAAGAGGCUCCGCCCCCGGCACCAGGAGCAGCAGGAGUAGGAGCGCCGCCGCCACUCGACGAAAAAGCGCGGCUUCUGAUGGACAGAGUGACAAAGAAGCCGAUGAAGUCGGAACGGUCCGAAAUGUUUUACGACGAGAUGUCGUCGUUUCAAAAGAAGAAACCGACGCCGUCGGUGAAUCAGAAGGCUCCGACGAAGAAGGUUCAAGAGGAAUCGGUGUUCUUUGACGAUGAUUCGUAUAGUCAGGUGCCGAAACUGAUUAACGUCCGGAAGAUGUCGGGGGAGAAUGUUUAUACGGAGAGAGGAGUACCGUAUUGGACCGAGCCUUUGGAACCGACCGAUGAGGAGAGGGAAACGACGGCCGAAGCGAUAAUGGUCUCGAACCCGCACAUCGAGCUCGUCCACAACAAGACGAUCACUCUUCUCACAAAUCCAGUCAUGAGUUUGGAGUUGAACGAGUUCUUGCACCUCUCGGAGCUAAUGAAACGAGACGAGGCACAUUUCGAUGCGCGGCUCGUGUUCUCCAACACUAUCCGCACUUUUAUGCUUUUGGAUCCGAGUGAUGAAUUGAAAAAAUUGAAAAAAGAGAUGGAGGAGCUGAUUGACACCUCGAAUCCGAAAGAGGGAGACCGGAAAGUCAAGUUCCACGUGGAGAACCCGACUGUGGCGGUGCUCUAUUCGCGAACCGACCCGAUUCAAUCGAUUCGUGAGAUGUUCAGCUCGAGAGUCUCGGUCACCACUACACUGACGACUACGUCGACUUCUAGUCGUGAUGAGAAUAAUUGA